Pochonia chlamydosporia 170 is the source of this 1848-nucleotide messenger RNA. Its product is annotated as RNA binding protein Rnp24. The transcript is spliced from 3 exons. The record is from RefSeq and is a predicted model, not a curated record. Gene Ontology annotation, molecular function: oxidoreductase activity; RNA binding. Bases 1 to 1848 code for a protein of 615 amino acids. NCBI's taxonomy places the organism in Eukaryota, Fungi, Ascomycota, Sordariomycetes, Hypocreales, Clavicipitaceae.
AUGGCGACCGUAACGGAAGAGCCGGUCCUCCAAGACGGCGACAAUGCCGCAUCCGCCAAGCGCAAGUCCGCCAUGGACGAAAUUGAAGUCGAUCUGGCGCUUCCUGAACCGCCAUCCAAGCGAGCACGUCGUGCUCUGAAAAAGGGAAAGCCCCUCCCCGCAAAGAACGAUAGCGACGACGAGAAAGAAAAGGCCGACGGCGACGAGGAACAAAAGGACAAGAAAGACAAGGUCAGAUCGGAGCACGGCAUUUGGGUGGGCAAUCUACCCUUCACAGUCACAGCUGCAGAGUUGCGACAAUGGCUCGUCGAUAAUUCUGGUGGCGUAAUUACCGAAGACUCCAUCACGAGAAUAAAGAUACCCACGUCAAAAGACCCCAACCGGGACAAGACCCAAAAGCCUGCCAACAAGGGCUUUGCCUACAUUGACUUCACAGACAUUGGCGGCAAGGUCGCCGCCAUUGCAUUGUCGGAGACAGAGCUCGGCCACCGAAAACUUCUUAUCAAAGACUCCAAGUCGUUUGAAGGCCGACCCGCCAAGGAGAAGGAGCCUGAAGCGGUGGAAACCGGACCCGAUGGCAAAGUGAAGCACGGCGGCGAGCAGAAGAACGACGUCGACCCCAAUGCUAGCCGGAAAAUAUUCGUCGGAAAUAUGAGCUUCAAGACGACCGAGGAGGACGUGUGGAGGAACUUUGAAAAGUGCGGAGAAAUUGAUUGGGUCAAGAUUGCCACGUUUGAAGACACCGGAAAGUGCAAGGGUUACGGCUGGGUCAAGUUCAAGGAACCUGAAGCUGCUGCGUGGGCUGUGAAGGGAUUCGUCAAGGUGAAGGAGGCGGUUGAAACGGAAGAUGACUUCAAGGAGGGUGAGGACGGCGAGGAUGCCGAUGGCAAGAAGAAGGAUCAGCAGAAGCAGUUCAAGACGAGAAAGUGGUGGGUGAACCGCAUGCUGGGCCGAGAACUCAAGCUGGAACUGGCCGAGGAUGACCAGACCCGGUACAAGAAGCGUUUCGGCAAGGAUGCCCAGAAGAGACAGGCGAACGAUGGUGAGAGGAAACCGAGACAGCAAGGAAGAAAUGGAUUCAAGUCGAGAGAUGACAGAGCUGGUGAGAAGAAUGGCGAAAAGGCUGAGACACAAGAAAAGGCGGAUAAGCCUCUCAAGGAGGCGGCGGAUAUUCAGGUCGCGAGGUUAACGGGUGCGGUAGUGAAGCAUACGGGUUCGAAGAUGACGACAUAUUUAGCAAAGAAGAGGCUAGAAGAAGCCCUCACCCAAGUCCGUAGCACCUCACCACCAGUAACUUUCACCCUGCACUUCGAACCCUUCCAACUAUUCCCCGACUUCGCCGACACCACCGACAAGCAGGAAUGGUACCUCCACGAAAAGCACUUUGACAACCAAGCCGCCCAGGAAGCCUACCAAGCGCACAUGACGUCGCUCCUCGAGCCUCACGGCGUCAAGCUCAAUUUUACAGGUAAAAUGGGCAACACGCUCCACGCGCACCGCGUGAUUCAGCAGGUCCAGCAGGACAAGGGACCAGAAGUGACGGGCCGCCUGGUGGAAGGUCUGUACAGGCGGUACUUUGAGGAGGCGAAGCACCCGUCUGCGGAUGAGACGCUGGUGGAGGCGUGUGUGGACGCUGGGAUAGGGGAAGACGAGGCGAAGAAGCUGGUUGAGGAUAAGGAGAUGGGGUUGAGGGAUGCGAAGGCGAGGUUGAGGGAGGUUGCUAUGGAUUGUGAUGCCGUGCCUGUGGUGGUGGUGGAGGGGAAGAGGAGGGAUAUUACGCUGACGGGGGCGAAGGAGGUGAAGGAUUAUGUUAAGGCUAUGGAGACGGUUAUCAAGGAGAGUGGGUGA